Messenger RNA from Orycteropus afer afer, 2346 nucleotides. It is a transcript of the gene TMC8, whose product is annotated as transmembrane channel like 8. The record is from RefSeq and is a predicted model, not a curated record. Bases 1 to 2346 code for a protein of 781 amino acids. Gene Ontology annotation, molecular function: mechanosensitive monoatomic ion channel activity. Gene Ontology annotation, cellular component: plasma membrane. The transcript is spliced from 18 exons. Lineage: Eukaryota; Metazoa; Chordata; Mammalia; Tubulidentata; Orycteropodidae.
AUGAAAAAGGAGAAGGAAGCGGAAGGGGCCCGAGGGCGGCGGGCUGCUGGGGAGGCUUCUCUGAACCCCUUCCUGCAGCAGAGGCGACACUUCGUCUGGGCCCCACUGGGGCCCGGGGCUGAUGGUGGCUUGCGGGCCUGCACAGCAGGGGGACGACAGGACACCUCAGGCCACACGCCCCAGGGUCCCUGGGGGCAGAGGCUCAGCCGCGGGGUUCAGAUGCCGCGGCCCCCCGGGAAGCCAGAGCCGGGGGACCCCGGGGCCGAGGAGCCGGGGGAACAGGAGAUGGAGCGGCUCUGCGCUUCCCGGGCGCCCGUGCGCGCGCUGCCCUACGCCAUGGUGGACAAGCGCGUGAUCCGGCAGCUGCGGGAGCCCGAGGGGGUGCAGCCCUCGUGCUGGGACCGAUGGCAGCGCCGGCGACAGACCGCGGGACGGCGCCUCGGGGAGGCAGCGCGGCGGCUGGCCCGCGGCUUCGGCCUCUGGGAGGGGGCUCUCAGCGAGAUCGCGGGCCUCUUUGGGACCGGAAUCCAGUCCUACUUUACUUUCCUACGCUUCCUGCUGCUGCUCAACUUACUGACCUUCCUUCUGACCGCUGGGCUCGUGCUCCUGCCCCUGGUCUGGCUCCGCUCCCCCCACCCAGCGCCUGCCCUGAACCUGACCCUCCAAUGCCACGGUAGCUACCAACCCCAGACUGGCCUUCAGAAGUUCCACAAUCAGCUAUGGAAUGUCUUAACCGGCAGGGCCUUCAACCACACCUAUCUCUUCUAUGGUGCAUACCGGGCCGGGCCUGAGAGCAGCUCGGUGUACAGCAUCCGCCUGGCCUACCUGCUCAGCCCACUGGCCUGCCUUCUCCUCUGCUUCUGUGGGACGCUGCGGCGGAUGGUGAAGGGGCUGCCACAGAAGCCAUUCCUGGGCCGGCACCACAGGAUGCCACUUGGUGCCAAGGUCUUCUCCUCCUGGGACUUCUGCAUCCGUGUGCGGGAGGCCGCAGCCCUCAAGAAGCGAGAGAUCGCCAACGAGUUCAAGAUGGAGCUGGAGGAGCGGCGCCGCUUCCAGCAGGCGCGGCAGCAGACCCCGGCCCAGAGGGCCUGCCACCUGCUCGCCUACCUUCGCGUCAACCUUCUCAUCGGGCUCCUGGUGGUCGGGGCCAUCAGCGCCAUCUUCUGGGCCACCAAGUACUCACAGGACAACAAGGAGUGGUGGGGCCCUGCAUUCACUAGGUGUGCAGGACAGCUGUCUGUCACGUACUACGUCGUGUGUGUGGUGCUGAAGCUGACCAGCCUGGGCAUGUUCUCAUUCUCACUGGGCCAGACCGUGCUGUGCUUUGGCCGGAACACGACCAGCUGUGAGACCUACGGCUACAACGCCUGUGACUACCAGUGCUGGGAGAACUCUGUGGGAGAGGAACUGUACAAGCUCAGCAUCUUCAACUUCCUCCUCACGGUGGCCUUCACCUUCCUGGUCACCUUGCCUCGCAGGCUGCUGGUGGAGCGAUUCUCAGGCCGGUUCUGGGCCUGGCUGGACCGAGAGGAGUUCCUGGUGCCCAAGAACGUUCUGGACAUCGUGGCAGGGCAGACGGUCACCUGGAUGGGGCUCUUCUACUGCCCCCUGCUGCCUCUGCUCAACAGCGUCUUCAUCUUCCUCACCUUCUACAUCAAGAAGUACACCCUCCUGCGGAACUCCAGGGCAUCCCCGCGGCUCUUCCGUGCCUCCAGCUCCACCUUCUUCUUCCAGCUGGUCCUGAUCCUGGGCCUGCUCCUGGCCGCGGUGCCCCUGGGCUACGUGGUCAGCAGCAUCCACUCCUCCUGGGACUGCGGCCUCUUCUCCAACUACUCGGCCCCCUGGCAGGUGGUCCCAGAGCUGGUGGCCCUCCGCCUGCCGCUGCCCAGCCAGCGUGUCCUCCACUACCUCGGCUCCCACGCCUUCGGCUUCCCCCUGCUCAUCCUGCUCAGCCUUGUCUUGACCGUGUGCGUCUCCCAGUCCCAAGCCAACACCAGGACCAUCCAGGAGCUCCGGAAGCAACUGGUGUGGCAAGUCAAGGAGAAGUGGCACCUGGUGGAGGACCUGUCGCGGCUGCUGCCGGAGACAGAACCGAGCGACUCCUCGGGACCCAAGUCCCCUCAUUCCCGAGCUUCGCGCCCGCGGUCUUUCUGCCCCGGAUUCCCGUGCCCAGGUUCCCCGAGCCCUGGAUCCCCCCGGUCGGGACCCUCCCGGGCUCUAAGCACUGUGGCAGACAGCCUUGGCCAACAGCCUGUCUUAGUCCAGAAGCUCCGCUGGAACCUGUCCACCAUGGAGGAUCCUACUGCCACCAGCGGCUUCCCCAAGGAGCAGGAGGAGGGUGAGUAG